Molecule: messenger RNA, 1056 nt
Organism: Anastrepha obliqua
Lineage: Eukaryota; Metazoa; Arthropoda; Insecta; Diptera; Tephritidae
Exons: 2
Coding region: 3-974 (323 amino acids)
Source: RefSeq, a predicted model, not a curated record
UUAUGUCCAAAGUGUUGACUCAACAAAAUGCACUGCCUUCUCAGCAGUCGAAAAAAAAUGAAAAUAAGAAAAAAACCACACCCUCUGUGAAAACGCUCAAUAACAACAGCAGCGGCAUAAAUGGUAGCACCAACAUGAGAGGCCCAGCCUCCAGCUCCCUGAUGUGUUCGUCGGAAUCACCAUCUACCUCAUCAUCGCCCACUACGGUCGAUUUCGAUGAGUUCACUAGCAGUUCUAUACUGGAAUUUCUGGCAAGGGAACAAGAAUGCUGCACUGAAGCAGAUGCAGAAAGCAUUUUUCAAGAAGUAAGUAGACUGGCUGAUAAUUCAGAUACCCGUAGCGUUGAUGAGAUUUUGCGAGAGGCUGAGCUACUAAUGCAGCAACAAUCGCUCUAUGGAAACACUGAUAAAACAGAUAAAGCAAAACAAAAUACGAAAAAUAGCUCAAGUAAGAUGGGCAAAACAAAUUUGCCUCAAUCGCAGCAGUCAUUGCAAUUCGAACAAAAACAAAAAACUUUGCCACCUUCGAAUUCACAAAAUACCCAGCCGUUACCGGUGAAAAUGCAAAGUAUCAAACUAAAUAGCAAGUAUACCAAACACAUUGAAAAUGUUUGUCCAUCAGAGAUUCAAACACAAGUGGUAUCGCGCACUCGACUGACCAAUGGUAAUUGUAGCUAUCAAGAGAUAAUGCAAUUACAAAAAAAUCUAACACCAAAUAGUGCGUAUGCAGCGCCUCCAAUAGCAGACACCACGCCAACACCCAUAGCAGCUACUACGCCACAGACGCCAACACCAACUGCCGCCACACCAAUUGGCAAUCAACGCUUUGAUGUUUUCGUGGAGAAUUUGCCAUCGGUGUCGGUCAUAUCUGAAGAGUCCACACCGAAGGAUAUGCAAAAUAUGAACGCAACUGAAACCGACAUAACGACAAUGGCGCUGAUAAACGGUGACGAUGAUGACACCGAUACGGUUUAAAUGCCAUGAAAAAACUCCUUAUGAAAAACCAUCUGUCGUUCGGAGGUGACGUAAAACUGUAGGUCCCGUCUUUUGUGGAAAG